CCCGCGGUGCUGUAGUUGAGUUGGCUGGCUGGUUGCCUGUUAUACAGAUGGGAGGAUAGUAGGAGGAAGAAGACCAAAGAGUAUUAAUUGGUGUGGAGAAGCAGUUACAGAAGCUGAAGAACAUGGGAGUACACUGCUGUGACUUCAUAAAACAACAUGCAUGUUUUGAAAGCGAUUGACACAGAUGCCUAAGUAUUCCUGAUGUCACAAUGUGUUGCUGGUUAGAAAUGGUUACCUGGAAGACAAAAUUAUUCACGGUUGUUUAAUCAGUGAAGAGAAAAAAAUGCAAAAAUCCUUGGGAUUAGGCUGUACAAACAUCUUCUAGCCUUGUGAGGUGAUAGAAAUAAAGUCUAAGUGUUGGAUAGCAGUAUGACCUUCCUUAUUCUCAACGAACCCAUCAGGAACUCAAAGAGUACACAUGAUCAACAGUUGUCCUAUGUCUCCAAUGCCAUUUCAGUCCGACAGGUUUAUGUCAUUUCUACAAACCAUGGUGUCAUCAGGAUUUUCCAAGCUUCAGGAAGAACGACUUGUAAUAUCAGAACUCAACAAGCCAGAUGGUUUGCAGUCUAAUUUUAGGUCUGAUCCUACUCACUUGGAGAUCCGUCGACAUUCUGACAGAGGGCAAACUUCAUCUUCUUUCUGUGAAAAUGGUGACUGCUCAUAUUCAGAGACUGAUGCCAUGCUUCCUCAAGGAAGGCUGUCAGAAGAGGAAGACGAGACUGAGAAUACAGUUACAGCCCACAGAAAAAUGCCUAAAGAAUCUCCUAUUGCAAUGGCUCUCCAGAUUCUCCUGCCAUUUCUUUUGGCAGGAUUUGGCACAGUGUCUGCUGGCAUAGUACUUGAUGUAGUUCAGCACUGGGAGGCCUUCAAGAAUAUCACUGAAAUUUUCAUCUUGGUUCCAGCACUUCUAGGUCUAAAGGGUAAUCUAGAAAUGACUUUGGCAUCAAGGUUAUCUACUGCUGUAAAUGUUGGGAAGAUGGACUCACCUAUUGAAAAAUGGAAUCUAAUACUAGGAAAUCUGGCACUUAAACAGGUCCAAGCAACUGUUGUAGGAUUUCUUGCAGCACUGGCAGCUGUAAUUCUGGGCUGGAUCCCAGAAGGCAAAUUUCAGGUUGACCAUGCUGUACUUCUGUGUUCAAGCAGUGUUGCUACUGCUUUCAUUGCUUCUCUUUUGCAAGGUAUUAUCAUGGUUGGUGUUAUAGUUGGAUCCAAGAAGACUGGAAUUAAUCCUGACAAUGUUGCCACCCCAAUUGCUGCAAGUUUUGGGGAUCUUAUAACUCUUGCUAUUUUAGCAUGGAUCAGCCAGGGUCUUUACAAUUGCCUAGUGCCAUACCCCUAUAUUUCUUCAUUAGUAUGUGCCGCCUUCUUGGCUUUGACGCCGCUGUGGAUCAUUAUUUCAUCAAAACACCCUGCAAGUCGUACACUACUGUACUCUGGAUGGCAGCCUGUUAUUACAGCCAUGAUAAUAAGCAGUGAACCUUCAUUUCAAAGAUUUACAAUAGAUGCAAGAUUGGAGGGAGGAAGGGAAGAUGCAUUGACCAACUUCAGUGCAUGGCUUGAGAUACAGAACGACGUGGUGGAGAGGAAGAUUACCCUUCCUCCCAAUGACCGAAUACUGUGUCUGACCACGGCUGACACUGGGAGAACCCUACGCAGAGUCAACCCACGGAAGGCUGCUUGA
Polypterus senegalus (gray bichir) is the source of this 1681-nucleotide messenger RNA. RefSeq names its product solute carrier family 41 member 2-like. NCBI's taxonomy places the organism in Eukaryota, Metazoa, Chordata, Cladistia, Polypteriformes, Polypteridae. Bases 419 to 1681 code for a protein of 420 amino acids. Gene Ontology annotation, molecular function: monoatomic cation transmembrane transporter activity. The record is from RefSeq and is a predicted model, not a curated record. Gene Ontology annotation, biological process: monoatomic cation transport. Gene Ontology annotation, cellular component: plasma membrane. The transcript has 9 exons.